GGCGUCUUGUGAGCAGCAGCUGCUUCUACAAAACUGGGGAGAAGGGGAACCGGGAAGAAGCAAUUAUACCAGUGAGUCACAUACACAGGUGAAUUCACUGAGCUGCACUAUUGAGCUUCAGCUGCCAAUAGAAGGACAAUGGCAAGCCACAGGCCAGUGAAAUCUGUUAAGAAAUCUUCCGUCCCUGGGGUGACCAUCCAACAAUUUGUUGAUAAUAUUCCAACAGGAUGUUGUACUCCUGACUUUGAGCGAAAACCCAUCACUCUGACAUUACAGGAAGGUAAAAAUGCCAUUUUCAGGGCUGUGGUCAAGGGUGUACCUGUACCUGAGGUGGUAUGGAAACGGAACAAAGGAGAAAUGGAUAAUCCUGACAAAUACCAAACAUCCUUCAAUGCCGUUACAAAUGAGUUCAUUCUGCAGAUAAAUAAACUCACAGCAGCGGAUGCUGAUUUGUACCGCUGCUCUGUUGUGAAUGAAUACGGGGAAGCCUUCUGUGUUGUCGGCCUCAGGAUCAUACAAGCUGGUUUUAAGAAAAAAAUGAGACAGGUCCCCACUGAGACUCAGCAGGUAGACCUGAAGAAAGAGAUACAGGACUUCAAGAAACUAUUAAGGAAGCGAGUCCCACAAGCUGCUCGGAAGAAGGACAUUGACAUGGAGCAGGUCUGGCAAUUGUUGCUGCAUGCAGAUAAGAAGGAUUAUGAGAAAAUUUGUUUAAGGUAUGGAAUUGUUGACUUCCGUGGAAUGCUAAGGAAACUUCAGCAGAUGAAGAAGGACAAAGAGGACAAACAAGCCAAGUAUAUCAACAGUAUCAGAAACCUGAGACACAUCAAGGUCAACAAGGAGGGAAAUGCUAUGUUUGAUCUAGAGAUGGACCUGAAAGAUCCCCAAAGCAGAAUUUACUUAUACAAGGAUGGUGAGAUGAUCAAUUAUGGAUUCAAUGAUGACAACAUGAAACACUGCCUGAAACAGGUAGGGAAAACUUACCGUUUCAUCAUCAAUGACCUGAAGUCAGAAGAUGCGGGUGUGUACCAGCUGAAAGUAGAAGAUGUAGAUGUCUUCUCAACUGAGCUGGAAGUUGACACAAUUCCUGUCACAUUUGAGCACCCGCUCAGUGAGGUGUGUUGCUCUGAGCAAGAAAAUGCUGUCUUUGAGUGCAGCCUAUGCAGCCCCUGUUAUGAUGCCAUGUGGUUACAUGCAAACAAUCCCAUUGAGAAUAACAACAAGUAUGAAAUCUCUGUCUCCUCUGAUGGCCUGAACCACAAGCUGAUGAUCAAAAGUGUGCAGCCCGCUGACAAAGGCACUUAUACUCUUGAUACUGGCAUCUGCUCCUCUAGUGCCUGCCUUUUGGUGGAACCUGCCAGAGGAAAGAGAAGACAGGCUGAAGGAGAUGAAACGGAUAAAAAGGGACAGCAGAUGGAUAGGUUAUCUGAUAAAGAAAGUGUUAAGAAACUUCGACAAGGAGAAGGUCCUGGGGACAAAGAUCACUUUAGAGACACAGCCAUAGGCAAAGAUGGACUAUAUGGAAGUGGCCUAGAUGAUAACAAAGGACUUUACAGCUCCUCAAUGGGUGCUGAUGGAAGACAUGGAUAUUUGGGACAAGAUGGGCUGGCUGCUGGCGGCAGAGUUGGAAAGAUGGGGACAGGGCAGAUUUCUACAGCAGGGAUAGAUGGAAACUUAAUGGAAAAUGCAAAUAAAUUUGGCAGAUUUCCUGGUGAUGAAGGAGGAUGUAUGAGACAGAUUUAUGACCAGGAGUCAAAGUUAGGUGACUCUGAUAGUAGUGGUGCAUUAGCUGGAGAAGGGGUUAGGGCUUCUCUUUAUGGGAAGGAGUCUAUGCUAGGUGGAGCAGGAAUAGGAGGGGCAGAUUUGUUGGGUUCUUUACGUGACAGGGAUUCUAUGGCUGGCCGAGCGGCUGGUGGUGGUGGCAGCAGGUUAGUGGGGACAGGGGAGCUGAGUUCUCUGGGUGAUGGAGAGUCCAUGCUAGGUGUUAGCGCUGCAUUAGGAGGCUCAGGAGGGUUCAGUUCUCUCCAUGGCAAAGAUGCUAUGUUAGGAGGUGUUGGUUCUGGUGGCCAUGCUGGAUUUGGAGGAGCAGAGGCCCUAGGAUCCCUCUUUGGUAAGGAUGCUGCCUUAAGUGGAACUAGUGGUGGUGCUGGCUUAGGUGGUUCAGGGGUCACAGGUUCUUCCUAUGGCAGAGGUCAUAUGCUAGGGGCUAGUGGCACUGGUGAGGGAGUAGGAGGUGCUGGCAGCAUGGGUGCUUUCUCCAGCAAAGAUGCCAUGUUGGGUGGAGCCAGUGUUGGUGGUGGGCCAGCAGGUGCAGGGAGAAUGGGGUCUCUCUAUGGUCAGGAUUAUAUCGGACCUGGUGCAGGGGCUGGAUCAGCAGGUGCUGUAGGAAUGGGUACUGCUCAUGGCAAGGAUGCUGUGCUAGGUGGAGCUCAUGCUGGUGUUACUGGUACUGGUGUAUGUGGUUCAGAGUGGUCUUCUGGUAUGGAAGAUAGUGCCAUUGUGGGUAGUGUGGGUACUGGUGGUGCAGGGAGUACUGGUGCUUUUUCUGGCAAAGACUCUAUGCUAAGCGGAGCCACAGCAGACGGCAUUGGGGCUCUGUCUGGUAGGGCUGGUGGUGGUCGAUUCAGCGUUGAUGGUGCCAGUGCAGGUUGUGAGCAUGCAGUGGGUUCUCCGUAUAAUAAGGACAGUGCAAAAGAAAGAGCUGUUACUGGUGGCUCUGGUCAAGGUGGUAUAGGAGGAAUGGGGUCUCUCUCUGGUGAAGGUGGUAUUUGGAGUCAAGCUGGUGCUGGAUUAGGGGGUAUGGGGUCUCUCUAUGGUAAGGAUGGUGUGCUGGGUGAUGGUGGUGAUGGUGCUGCCUAUGUAAGUGGCGCAGGGGGAUUAGGGGCCUUGCAAGGUAAGGGUGGUAAGGUAGCUGGAGCCAUGGCUGGUACUGGUGGAGCCAGUCCUGUUGGUGGCAAAACAGGUGUGGGGUUGCUCCAAAGUGGCGGGGGCAUAGUAGGUGGAUCCAGGACUGGGGCUGGUGCAGGUGGUGCAGGGGGAAUGGGUUCUCUCUAUGGCAAGGAUGGUCUGCAGGGUGAAGUUGGUUUUGAUGCUGCUGGUGCUGCUCGAGGAGAUUCAGGAGGCCUGGGAUCUCUCUAUGGUAAAGAUGGAAUGGAAUAUAGUGCUGGGGCAGGUGCUGGUGCAUGGGAUGCAAGGGGAAUGGGCACUCUUCAUGGUAAAGAUGAUGUGUUAGGUGUUAUGGGUGUUGGCAGUGCUAGUGGAGGUGGUUCAGGGGGGAUAGGGUCUCUCUACAGCAGGGACAGUAAGUUAAGUAAAGCUGGUGCUGCUGGGGUUGAGCUAAGAGAUAUGGGAGGUGGAGGGCAUCUUUAUGGUGAAGAUGGUUUGCCAGGGAGAACCUGGACUGGUGCUGGUGCAGCUGGUGCUGGUUUUGGUGGUGUGGGAGGCCUGGGGUCUCUUCAUGGCCAGGAUGCUCUGCUAGGUACAACCAGUGCUGGUGUUGAUGGAGCUGAGGUAGGGGGCAUGGGAUCUCUCUAUAAUAAGGAUGGUAUGCCGAGUGGAGCUGGUGCUGGUGUAGGUGGUGCAGGAGGCAUGGGAUUUCUCCAUGGUAAGGAUGAUGUGCUGGGUGUAUCCGGUGCUGGUGGUGCAGGUGCAGGGGGGGUAGGGUCUCUCUAUGGUAAGGAUGGUGUGCUGGGUGUAUCCGGUGCUGGUGGUGCAGGUGCAGGGGGGGUGGGGUCUCUCUAUGGUAAGGAUGGUGUGCUGGGUGUAUCUGGUGCUGGUGGUGCAGGUGCAGGGGGGGUGGGGUCUCUCUAUGGUAAGGAUGGUGUGCUGGGUGUAUCCGGUGCUGGUGGUGCAGGUGCAGGGGGGGUGGGGUCUCUCUAUGGUAAGGAUGGUGUGCUGGGUGUAUCUGGUGCUGGUGGUGCAGGUGCAGGGGGGGUGGGGUCUCUCUAUGGUAAGGAUGGUGUGCUGGGUGUAUCUGGUGCUGGUGGUGCAGGGGGGGUGGGGUCUCUCUAUGGUAAGGAUGGUGUGCUGGGUGUAUCCAGUGCUGGUGGUGCAGGUGCAGGGGGGGUGGGGUCUCUCUAUGGUAAGGAUGGUGUGCUGGGUGUAUCUGGUGCUGGUGGUGCAGGUGCAGGGGGGGUGGGGUCUCUCUAUGGUAAGGAUGGUGUGCUGGGUGUAUCCGGUGCUGGUGGUGCAGGUGGGGUGGGGUCUCUCUAUGGUAAGGAUGGUGUGCUGGGUGUAUCUGGUGCUGGUGGUGCAGGUGCAGGGGGGGUGGGGUCUCUCUAUGGUAAGGAUGGUGUGCUGGGUGUAUCCAGUGCUGGUGGUGCAGGUGCAGGGGGGGUGGGGUCUCUCUAUGGUAAGGAUGGUGUGCUGGGGGCCACUGCAACUGGCAUAGGUGUUGCAGGAGGCAUGGGGUCCCUCUAUGCCCAGGAUGGUAUGUCAGGCAGAACAGGAGCUCAUACUGGUGGUGCUGGGAAAAUAGGGUCUCAUAUUGGCAUGGCCUCUGUGCUAAGUGGAACUGGUGAGAAUGCUGGUGGUGGUGGUGUUGGUGGUCCAGAGGGGACAGGGUCUCUUUAUGGCCAGGAUGGUAUGCUAGUUGGACCUGGUGUUGGUAUGGGGGCUUCAAAGGGACUGGGCACUCUUGAUGGCAGGGGUGCUGUGCCAGGUGGAGUUGGUGCUGGUGUGGGUGGAGUAAGAACUGCAGCAGGUAAGGGUGCUUUGGCUGACAAGGAUGCUGUGUUAACUGCAUCUGGGGCUGGUGCAGGAUUAGGAGGUGAGGAAGCACUGGGUUUGCUCCGUCACAAGGAUGCCAUAUUGAAAGGGGCUGGGGGUGCAGCUGGGGCUGGUCUGAGCGAUGUGCAGGGAAUGGAGUCUCUCUCUGAUAGGGAUACUAUGCUACGUAGAGCUGGUGGUAGUGCUGGUGAUGGGUUAGGAGGUGCAGGCGAUCUGGGUGCUGUCCCUGGACAGGGUGCUAGAGUGGGUGCAGGUGGUGCUGAUGGUAGACCAGGAGGUGCUGGAGGGUUGGGUUCUGUCUAUGGCAAUGAUGACAUGUUAGGUGGCACCAGCGCUCUUACACAAGAGGGGUUAAGUGGAGGUUGGGGCAUGGGAACUCUUGAUAGCAGAAGUUCUGUGUUAGGUGGUGCUGGUGCUGGUGCUGGUGCUGGUGCUGGUGUUGGUGUUGGUGCUGGUGCUGGCGCUGGCUCUGGCAGUGGCAUGGGUGGUGCCAGUGCUUUGGAUUCCUUGCAUGGCAGAGGUUCUGGGCUUGGUGGAGUAGGACCUGGGAGUGAAUUCAGAGGAGCUGGAGGCACGGACUCAUUUGAUGGCAGAGAUACAUUCUUAGGGGUAGCUGGUGCCAAAGGUGGAAUUAGUGGUCUAGGGGGCUCAGGUUCUUCUUACGAGAGGGAUUCUGCUUUUAGUGGAACACAUGUUGAUGCAGGGGGUAAAUUAUUUAAUGAAGUGACUGAUGGGAGGAAGUCAGGAGUUCCUGAUGAAGGCUGGCAGGGUUAUGAGCCAAUGUCAGGCCUUCAUAGUGGCGCCUUUUCUGGAGACCGAAGAAGACAGAUGUAUGGCCUUGAUGCCAGUGGACUGAGUGCAGAUGAAAACUUGGGGAGUAGAGACAGAAAAGGAAGAGAAGGACGUUUUCCCCAAGAUGAUGUGAGAGAACCACGUUGCCAUUUCAACAAACGAUUAUCAGAUGUGCAUGCCUUGAAAAGGAAGCCAGCUGAGCUGUGUUGCAGUCUCAAUAAUGAGCAGAUGGAAGGGUCUUGGUUUAAAGAUGGAUUCAAGCUAACAGGCAUGGAUGGAGUCUCUUUUGAAAAGGAAGGCCCAAACCACAGACUAAUCAUAGACGAAGUGGAUGAUAUUCAUGCUGGAACAUAUAGGUUUGAAGCUGAAGGCAUCAAAACCGAAGCUAAAAUUUUUGUUGAAGAUCCCCCAAAUGUUGACAAGGAUCUUCAGGAAAAACUGAUGAAGGAUCCUCUAGUGAUCAAGGCAGGGCAGAAUGCUGUGGUCAAGAUCCCUUUUGAAGGCCGGAAACCAGUCAAAGCAACAUGGUUAAAGGAUGGGUGUGAGCUCCUGGAUGAUACCAGGAUCCAUACUGACAAAGCGGAUAACUUCACUCGGCUUUCUAUUUCUAGCGCUAACAGGAAGGACUGUGGGGAUUACAAAGUGAAGCUCAGCAAUGGGAGUGGAGCCUUGGAGGUCAACCUAAAGCUGGUAGUAACAGACAGGCCACAAUCACCGAUGGGCCCUAUAGAAGUGGUAGAUAGUUCCAUAACUGGCAUCACCAUCCAGUGGAAGCCCCCAAAAGAUGAUGGGGGCAAACCAGUGCUCAGCUAUGCUAUUGAGAGGCAGCAAGUGGGCAGACAAACCUGGCUGACAGUGGGAGAAGCAGAUGGGAGCAGCACAACUUUUACUACCAACAAAGUGGAACAUGACAAAAGCUACUGCUUUCGGGUGCGAGCGAUAAAUGCUGAGGGGAGCAGUGAGCCAUUAGAGUCAGGCGAGGUGAUGGCUGCAACCAAAGUUUUCCCUGGCCCCCCUGCUCCUCCUAAGAUUGUGGAGGCCAGCAAAGAGGCCAUCAAACUGUCUUGGGCAGUGCCUGACAAAACAGGGAAUUCCCGAAUCCUGGGAUACAUCGUUGAGAAACGUAAGAAGGGCAGUAGCACCUGGGCACCUGUCACUGAUCAGCCAAUCACAGAGAGGAAGUGGAAAGUGACUGACCUGAAGGAAGGACUGCAGUAUGAAUUCCGCGUGGCUGCCGUCAAUGCUGCUGGUACAGGCGAGGCCAGUGCACCAUCAGAAUCUGUCUUUGCUCAAGAUCCCAUGGAUCCUCCAGGUCACGUGAGGGACCUUAAGGUGACCAAUACUGAUUACACCAGCAUUACAUUGGCAUGGACAAAACCCAAACCAGAGGAUGGGGGUGAAGCUAAGGGGUAUAUGGUAGAGAUGCGAUCUUCUAACAACCUCAAGUGGACCCAGUGUAACACUCAGCCCCUAAGGAUGACAAUGUAUACAGUGAAAGGCCUGGAACCCAAAGAAAUGUACUUCUUACGGGUGAGGGCUGUCAAUGACGGGGGCGCUGGUGAAGCUGUAGCACUGGACACUGAUAUUCAAGCCAUGCCCCCUAUGGUUACUCCCAAAUUCCUAAUAGAUGACACUGUGAAAAGCUUUAUGAUUGUAAAAGCUGGAAAUUUCAUCCGAGUGCACAUUCCCUUUGAAGCAUCUCCAGCUCCUGAGGUGACUUGGCUAAAGGACGGGCUUUCUUUACCCAGAAAGGCCAUAACAACCACCAAACAGGGCCACACUCAACUGGUGAUUCCAGCAGCUGAAUUUUCAGACAGUGGGAUCUACUCCAUUUUGCUCCAAAAUGAGUUGGGGAAACGAGACUUGUUCAGCUUCCAGAUCCAAGUCACAGAUAUCCCAGAGUCGCCUGGUCCUAUUCAGUUACAAGAGAAUGUCCCCAAUACAGUUACAAUCACAUGGGAGCCCUCACCAACUGAGAAGCGGGAAAGUAACCUCUACUAUACCGUCAUAAAAUGUGACUCCAGAAAUGGCCACUGGCAAGUGUUGGGUGACCUGAUCUACACUAACAAGUUUACCCUCACAAAAGUCAUCCCAGGCUUGGAGUAUUACUUCAGGGUUGUGGCAAAAAAUUACAUGGGAUCCAGUGAUCCAUCUGAAACUGUGCAGCCCUGGAGCAUUCAAAAGGAAAAAGCUGAAUUCAAAGUUCGACUACCGAAGUACAGGGGUGUGAAUCAAAAUCAGCCUCCAAGAUUCCUUGUGCAGCUGAAGCCCCAUGUGGUAACCACUGGAUUUGAUUGUCGUAUGAGCUGUGCAGUAACUGGCCACCCCAAGCCAAAGGUCACAUGGUAUAAAGAUGGCAAAAACCUCUCGGAGGACCCCACUUUCUUCAGCAAAAAUGACUUCGGUGUUUGCUGCCUGGUGAUCUUAGGUGUCACAACAAAAGAUGAAGGAGCAUAUGAGGUGCUGGCCACCAAUGAAUUGGGUUGUGCCAUCAGCAAAACCUUCCUCGUUGUAAGAGAGCCCUCCUUCUAAUAUGACCUGCCUGAAGAAAACCUCUGCACAGCCAUCAGAUUAAGAAAGCUUUCAUGUAGAAGUGGCAUUGUACCAAAAGCAAUGUAUCUGUUUAAUAAGACCACAUGAUGGUCUUGGGGUGGCUUUUGUUUUCUGCUCCGUUACCUAUAUCUUGAGCAUUGUGCUGUGUGUGUUGUCAAAAUGGGAGAAAAUGAACACUGCGAGAGCACAGACUUAGUACUGUGCAGAGUACCUCUUCACAGAGCAGAGCAGCAAGAUUGUAGGCUCUUCUGAAGAAAUGAGAAAUGUAUGGGACACAGUAGGCAAAGUGAGAGAGCGCGAGCAAGCUGUAGAUAGAAGUGCUUGGUCAAGAGGAGUUUUCCGUGGAGGUUACAGUCAUGAGAUGUCCUUCAGCAUCAAGAGAUCACUGCCACCUGUGCAUGGACCCUGGCUGAGAACUCUUCUGAAGCAGAAACUUCACCGUAGGAGCUCCAUGAAGUUGACCUGCUGGGAUCUGGAUAUCUAAUCUUCUAUCUCACAUGGGUUGUUUUAUUCUCUGAGUUUUGAAACCUCUAAAGAACUGGGGAGUGUGGCUGUGAAAGUGGUGAUGUGGUAGAAGGGUGGGGUGUUUGUGGCCUCCCUAGAGGACAUACUUCUAUGCUGAUGAGAAUUGUCUAUCUGAGUUGUGAUUUUCUUUGAAAUCUUAGGGUGCAUCUACACGUUGCCCUACGGCGACAUAGCAAUGUGCUACAUUGCCAUUUGGUGCACUGUGGCAACAUAGCAAUCAUGUAUGUCUACAUGUGAGUGCUAGCUACGUUGCCGUAGCAGCACAUUCCCUGGGUAUAGUAUGCUGCUACGGCGCUGUAGAAGCAAAAUCUAAGCAUGCACCGCAUGCGCAGUGUAGUAACUACCCAUACCGCGCUGUGCUUUAGCAACAUCGCUGUACAGCGACAUGUAGACGUGCCCAUAAUGGCCCCACAUUUGAUCUCUGGGUGGUUCAAGGGGUGCAACAACAGAACAGAGGAGACUGAACAAUCAAACAAAUAGUGGAAAAGCAUUAUUUAAAUAAAGGAUGAAUAGCUUCAAUUUAUUUCUUUAAUUUUUCCUCCCUGUCAAGCAUUGAAGAUGGAGAUUGUUAGCAUAUUUGGUAAUGACAUCCCUGCAGAUUGCUUUCCAGAAGUCCCAGUUCUACUAAGAGCAAUCGUGCACAUAUCUAAUUGUCUGAGGUUGUGUGCAUUAUGCCCAUAACUGUCUAUGCUGAAAAUAUUUGUCUACACACGCACUUACGCACGUGUGCGCGUACACAGGCAUGCACAGAGAGCGAGAGAGAGACUGACUUGUAUAGCAGUGUCUUCAGACAAGUAAUUUCUCAUACUGGAAUAGCAGGGAGUACUACAAUUCAGGAUUAUAUUCAGUGGCCUGAAUUUUAAUGGGAACCCAGAUUGGGGGAGCAGAUGCCCCUGCAAGCCAGAGCUUUUUACAUGAAUAGGUCUGUGCCCCACUUUUUUGCACCAUACUCCGGCUGCCAAUGCUUUUAUAAAACAUGUAGACUUUUUAAACUACCAAGUUAAUAUUUCCUUUGAAAAUAUAACAGUAAACUGGGGUUCAGUAAUGGUCAUCAGGGUUCUGCAAAGAGACUGGGAGUAUUGGUGGAGUGCAGGAGGUGGUGUGCCACCAUUACCGGGCUGGUUGCCUGGCUCUGCAUUAGCUCACCUGGCCUACGGGUACAGGUCCCACGGCAGAAGUGAUAUGAAAGGGUUCUAUGGCUUCAGGAAGUUUGAAAACCACUACAUUGGAGGACUGCAACCUUGCAUAUUUGAUCAAAGAAGACUCCACCAGAAACCUCUGAGAUCCAAUGAUUUGAGGAUUUGCUUGUUGAAUAGAUGUUGAGGUACUGAAAUCAACAAUUUAUGGGGAAUGGACACUUGCACAGCACCAUUGCAAUCGUGCUAAAGGUACUAGCAGGUGAUGUCAUGCGAGACGGGAAUGUACCAAGAAUGAAAGAUUAGAGGUCAUUGAAUUGUCAAAUGCUUGCAUGUGGCUUACCGUUGAGGUGUUUCAGCACUUUCCUUGACAUUUUGUGCUAAUGCAACACAGAAAUGGCAACUGUAGAUGAUUAAAUUAAAUCUCAGUUCAAUAAAAAUCAAAGAAAAUAA
Alligator mississippiensis (American alligator) is the source of this 10187-nucleotide messenger RNA. It is a transcript of the gene IGFN1, whose product is annotated as immunoglobulin like and fibronectin type III domain containing 1. The coding region runs from base 139 to 8052 and encodes 2637 amino acids. The transcript is spliced from 24 exons. Lineage: Eukaryota; Metazoa; Chordata; Crocodylia; Alligatoridae. Gene Ontology annotation, molecular function: protein binding. The record is from RefSeq and is a predicted model, not a curated record.